Molecule: messenger RNA, 609 nt
Organism: Drosophila elegans
Lineage: Eukaryota; Metazoa; Arthropoda; Insecta; Diptera; Drosophilidae
Product: putative cuticle collagen 99
Source: RefSeq, a predicted model, not a curated record
AUGGGUGCAGAAGUGGAACAAAGCCCGGAAAAAUUACCACCUCUAAUUUUACUUGUAUUGUAUUUCUAAGCCUUUUCAACAUUCUGCGAGGGAUCGUGGUCUUUUGGCUCAGUUCAGCCUGUUAGAACAGAGUCUCGUCCAAAAGCGAAGAAGCCACAGUAUAAAAACUAUGACUUGUACUAUUACAAUCCUGAAACGCUAGGUUCUUCCUUUUACUUUGGAUCACAGACUCAUUGUCAGUGUCGUCCAGGACCUCCGGGUCCUCCGGGUCCACCAGGAGUUGCUGGCCUUUCAGGUGAAGAAGGAGCACCGGGUGAAAAGGGCGAACGCGGUGAUCGUGGAGAAAGUGGUGAUCGCGGAAGAAGUGGCAGACCGGGGUAUCCUGGAUUUCCGGGGCCCAUUGGCCCACCAGGUCCCCCAGGUUUGCCUGGAAAACCAGGGGUACACCACCAGACAAAACGUCCAACAAUCGUUUAUUUACCGGCAGAGGACAAGCCGCCCAAAAAAGAAACCACAAAGGGCAGUUCAGCAAUGAAAACCCACCAUCAAAACCCGAUAACAGAAAGUCUAUUAAAAUAGUAAGCAAACCUAAGGCACCGCAGCCUUUGA